Messenger RNA from Sorex araneus (European shrew), 1344 nucleotides. RefSeq names its product dynein cytoplasmic 2 light intermediate chain 1 (gene DYNC2LI1). The record is from RefSeq and is a predicted model, not a curated record. Bases 114 to 1205 code for a protein of 363 amino acids. Gene Ontology annotation, cellular component: axoneme; ciliary basal body; cytoplasmic dynein complex. NCBI's taxonomy places the organism in Eukaryota, Metazoa, Chordata, Mammalia, Eulipotyphla, Soricidae. Gene Ontology annotation, molecular function: dynein heavy chain binding. The transcript has 13 exons. Gene Ontology annotation, biological process: intraciliary transport involved in cilium assembly; intraciliary retrograde transport.
CAGGGCCCGAGUCCGCGCCGGAACUACAAGUCCCGUGAUGCCCCGCGCGCAGGCGCCGGCGCUCCCAUGGCAACGCGAGCGGAGGCGUCGGGCCUGCGGGAACGGCGGCCGCGAUGCCCGGGGAGACACUCUGGGAGAUCGCGCGGGCUGAGGUGGAGAGGAGAGGAGCGGGAAGCAGAGACGGCGGGCCGGACAGCGGGGAGAAGACCGUGUUCUUCCUUGGCAGCAAAGGCGGGGGAAAGACUACGAUUAUCCUAAGAUGUCUUGACAGGGACGAGCCCCCGAAACCCACCCUGGCCUUGGAGUACACAUACGGGAGGAGAGCGAAGGGGCACAAUGUGCCCAAGGACCUGGCUCACUUCUGGGAACUCGGGGGCGGCACGUCCUUACUGGACCUCAUCAGCAUCGCCAUCACGAGCGAGUCCGUGCGGGGCCUGCCGGGCUCUUCCCCGCCAUGUCCUCUCCCUAGGACAUUGUCCGUUGUUCUGGUUCUGGACCUCUCCAAGCCCAACGACCUCUGGGUCACCAUGGAAAGCCUGCUGCAGGCCACGCGGAGCCACGUGGACAGAGUGAGGGCGAAGCUGGGAAAGACCAACUCCAAAGCGGCCUCUGAGAUGAGGCAGAAGGUCUGGAGCCACCUGCAGAAAGACCACCCGGACCGCGAGCUGAUCGACCCUUUCCCGAUCCCCCUGGUCAUAAUCGGGAGCAAGUACGACGUCUUCCAGGACUUUGACUCUGAGAAGAGGAAGGUCAUCUGCAGGACGCUGCGGUUCUCGGCCCACCACCACGGCGCCUCCCUGCUGUUCACCAGCAAAUCCGAAGGCCUGUUGCUGAAGAUCCGUGGGGCCAUCAACCAGCUGGCCUUCGGCAUCGACAAGAGCAAAUCAGUGUGUAUGGAUCAGAAUAAGCCGCUGUUCAUCCCAGCAGGCUCGGACUCCCUGAGCCAGAUAGGCCCUCCCCCCAUCCCCGACGGCGACCUGGGGAAGCUGCGCGUCCAGACGCCCCUGGAGCUGUGGAAGAAGGUGUACGAGAGGCACUUCCCGCCCCAGAGCACCAGCACCCUCAAGGACACCAGGGACCCGGCCCGAGACCCGCAGUACGCCGAGAGCGAAGUGGACGAGAUGCGGGCCCAGAAGGACCAGGAGCUGGACCAGUACAAGAGCGGCUCCUCCAAGUCUUGGAAGCAGAUGGACCUGGACCCGUGAGCCGGUCCGAGCAGCGCCGAGUGUCCUGCCCCGCGCGCUGGAGGCCGCCGUGGCCCGUGGCCGGCGGCCCCGUGGGAGGCAUCGCGCUCCGGCCGGGGCCUGAAUAAAUCACCUCCGCGGCUGAGCGGGUCCGUCCUGG